Molecule: messenger RNA, 4435 nt
Organism: Closterium sp. NIES-67
Lineage: Eukaryota; Viridiplantae; Streptophyta; Zygnematophyceae; Desmidiales; Closteriaceae
Source: the annotation of a GenBank genome assembly
AUAUCGUCGCGAACCACGCAUUCGCUCCAGCACAGCACAGCCAUAAUUCAACGCAACAACCACGACAACAACCGCAGCAGUUUUGAGACGCCUCAAAACUAGACUCCGCAAGCCGCGCUUUCGCUCCAGCACAGCAUAGCAGCUAUGAUUCUACGCAACAACCACGGCGACAGCCGCGCCAGCCGCAGAAGCAGCGGUCGAGAGAGGGAGGAGGGUGAGGAGGGAACAGGACUGUCUGCUAGAGAGGAGAAGGAGGUGGUGGAGGAGAAGGAGGUGGUGGAGGAGAAGGAGGUGGAGGAGGAAAAGGGUCCAUGUGAUACGAGAUUUACCAUCGGAAUCAGCGGGUUUAGUGAGAUCAACGGGAUUCGCGGGAUCGGCGGGAUCGGCGGGAAUAGUGGGAAUAGCGUUACCAGCUGUUUGGGCGUGGAGAGCAUAGCAGCACGUGUCGCUCGGCUCUCCGCCAUGGCGUCGGCGGCAGAGAGCCUCGCACUCUCGCUCGCACGCCGCUUCCACUGGCCGCUCCCUCCCGCUUUCAAACCCCCUCCUCUCCCUCCCGUUUCACGCGCCUCUCAAACGAGUAAUGCUCCCGGAACCAUCCCUGUGCCCCUCGUCCUCCCGUUUCCCCCGUCUCCCUCCCCUGUAAACCUCAUGACCGACUAUGGAGGCAGUGUGGGUGGUGGUGCGGUGGACUUGCUGCCGGGUGCUCUGUCCGUGGAUAGGUUACUGGGAAGUGACGUGGCAGGUGUCGUGGCGGCACCUGAUGUGGCAGGUGAUGCGGCGCGUGACAGGGCAUGUGAUGGGACACUGGGAGAACUGAUACCGGCAGACAAGCACAUGCCUGCAAAAGCAGGAGCAGGAGGGACUACAGGGAUUAGCAAAGAAGCGCGUUUCCGGCCCUCCCCCCGCUCCCCUCCGCCCUUCUCCUCUCUCUCCCUGGUCGCUCGUCCCCCUGCCAUGCCGCCCGUAUCUCUCCUCGCCUCCCUCCCCCCGGCAUCCAUGGCUGCCCUUGCCUGCGCGGAGGUGAGGGGCUGGUUGCAUGGCCCUCACAUGCAGUCAUGGGCGCCACAGUCACAGCCGCUACUGUCAGAGCCACUACAAUCACAGCCACUACAAUCACAGGCUCCACAGGCAUACUCACCCAUACUGGCGUUCCUUCUGCCACAGCUGCUCUUGAUGCCUCGUCUGGUGCAAUCAGACAGACAUCCUCACUACCAGAAACAGCAGCAGCAACAGCAUUAUUACCACCACCACCACCACCACCGCCACCACCAGCGCCGGCACCAGCAUUCCAUCUUUGCCCUUAGCAGGCACGUUCGGCAUGUGUCGGCCCAACAUGGGCUGGGCUGGUGCCGCCAUGUCAGUGCUCAGGUGGCAAAGCUGAUCGCCAGGUGUCUGCGUGUGAUUGGAGAUGAGGCACAGGCACUGCUGAUAGCAGCAGAGGACGGAGGAGUAGGCCAAUUCCCUGGAGGGGAGGAAGGAGAAGCAUUCACUGCAGGAUCUUCUUCUAUAGUAGAUAGCGUAUCACCAACGGUUGAGGAGAUAAACGCAACCACCAACACCACGAUACCCUCUCAAACCCCUCCUCCUCCCCCUCCACCUCUUCCUCCUGCUGCACGUGCCACCGUCCCGUGCCCUCUUCUCUCCCACACGCUCAAAUGGCUGGGAGCAGUGCUGUCCAAGGGCAUCAGCAGCCGCGGUUCCGGUACCGUUGCGUCCUCUAGCAGUGGUGGUGUUGGCUCCGUUGCUGCUGGGAGGGUGAGCGAGAAUGGUAGCUGGGAGGGUGAGGUGCCAGAUGCGGAAGUAGAGCAGCGAGGGCCGGGGGGGCAGGUGGAGGGAGCAGCACCGGGGAAAGAAGAAGAGGGUGCCUUGGCAGGGCUGCAGCUGGUUACAGCUGUGGUUGUGGACGUGCUGUGCUGUGCCAUAGACACGUGGUGGAAAGCACAGGUGGCGCAAGGACAGGUGGCUUCAGAGUCGUGGUGUUGCGAGGACGAUCAAUGGGGCAAGGUGGCGGAGAGAAGCAGCAGGGGCGGGCUGGAGAACAAGGGGGGGAAGAGGGGGGGAGGAGGAGGGUUUGAGGAGAGAGUGGAUGGGGAGGAUGGUUUUGAUCUAGCAAGGAAGGUGGUGGGAGUGGAGGGAGAUGAGGAGAGGGAGGAUGGAGAUGGGGGAUUGGAGGAAGAAGAGGAGGAGGGGGAGGAGGAGGAAGAGGAAGGUGAUGAGGGGGAGGGGAAGGGAGAGGAGGAGAGGGAGUGUGCAGAGGGGACGGGUAAAGCAGAGAAGCUUCUGGGAAGCCUGGUCAUGGAGAGAAUGGCGGCUGAUGUGGUUCAGUCGUUGCGGACUCUGGAGGGGAAUCGAAGAUGCACACAUGCAGUGCAGAGCGCAUUGCAUGCAAGGUCACCUGCCUCCCGUCUUCAAGAUUACACCGCUGGCGUGGCACUUUCAGCAGCCAAUCGCAGCUCUCGCUCUGAUUUCCGGCCUCUUUUGGACUUCGACGCUGUUCCGCUAGUCAAGCCUUCACCUUUCCUGCCACACAGCCAUGGGAGCGCACCCACACAGGCCACGGCGCGUGGUCAGGAUGUCAAGAGGCGCAGAACCAAGUACAGGUCACAGGGUAGAGGAAGAUCGCAGCACGAGGUAUGGCGCACCAUCAUAGACGCCAACAUGCAUGCGAUCCGAGAAGCAGGUGGUAUCGGCUGCUUCGCUGCUUCUGCUGCUGCUGAUGCUGGUGCUGCUGGUGGUGCUGCUGCUGCUGCUGCUGCUGCUGCUCCUCCCACCGCUACUACCCGUCCUGCCUCUCAUCCUCCUCCCUCCACUGCUCCUGUAGGGGUUGCAACAAGUUCCGCUUGCCUUUUCCACGCUCCAGUGUCUGCUGCUCCUCCGCUGCCCUCUGCACCUGUUGCCACUUGGCCCACGCACACACCGUGUGCCAGUGCUGGUGACUAUACUGGGAAUCCCCAGGGAGCGAGAAGAGCUGCGAGGGGUAGGGAGGAGGAAGGGAGCAGGGAGGAGAGCGUUCAGGAGGAUAGGAGGGCGAGAGGAGAGAGUAGAUCAGAUUCAAGGGAGAGAGGGGAGAGAGUAGGGGAUGGAAGGAAGGUGAAUCGGAGAAGGGAGGGGUUUGAGAGGGGGGAGAGAAGGGAGGGGCUUGAGACAAGGGAGGAGAGAAGGGAGGGGCUUGAGACGAGGGAGUACAGGGAACGUAAGAGGAGGAAAGGGAGUGUAGAAGUGAUUCAAGAGGAUGGUGUGACACUAGGGGAUGAAUGUGGAGCAGGAGAAAGGAACAGGGGUUGGAGUGGAAGGAGGAGGUACAAAGAAAUGAAAGAGCGGGAACAGCAGGGGCAGCAGCAGGAGGAGGAGGAGGAGAAGAAGAUGAGAGGCAGAAGGGCGGAGAGAGCCCUAGGGACAGAGGAGCUGAAAGAGAGUGGGAGGGGCCGAGGGGAAGGCAGUGGGAGACAGAGGCGACAUGAAUGGGUGGUUGACGACCGGAAGGGUGGAGAAAGGGACUUGAAAAGGGAUGAUGGUGGGAGGGAUGCUGGGAGGGAUGGUGGGAAGGAGCAUGGGAAGGAUGGCAGGAGGGAUAGGUCAAGAGAUGGUGGGAAGGAUGGUGGGAGACAUGGUAGAAGGGAUGGUGAGGUGCGUGUUCGAUGGGAGAAUGGGCGACAUGCAUGGGAUCAGCGAGAUUGGAAGCCUAGUAGAGAUGAGAUGGAUGAUGCUGGGCGUUAUAGGGAUGAAAGGGACGAUGCUGGGCGCCAUAGUGAUGACGGUGGGAGACACAGGCUCAGGCACAGGGGCUCGCAAGGCACAAGAGAAUCAGGGGGUGUUGGGAGAGAUAUGGAGCGGUGGGAACCCAUGGGGGAGGAUAAUGAGCUAGGGGAGAGGUGAGAGGGAGGGAAUAUGUGGAACGGAGGGGGUUGAUGGGGAGCAGGGCCUCAGAUUACAGGCUUUAUACCCUGAUUCAGGGUAAAAUCAGGGUGUUUUUUACGGGUGACCCUGAUGAGACAGGGUUUUUCUUUAACACGGGCCUGAAAUUUCAGCGUUUUUUUAGAAGUGAACCCUGAUCGAUCAGCGUGCCUAGUGUAGUGAGGCCUGUUUUUCCAGCGUCGCAUUCGGGACCGACCCUGGAUACUCUCAGAAACUUAGGAGUCUAGGUUCCUAAAGUUAGGACACUAGCUUAGCUAGGAAUGACGCCAUGGAAUGGUGGGAGAAAAGUAGAUCUAGGAACGUGAGUAGUGAGGAGAGAUGUCGAGAAGAAAGGUGAAUUGAAAAGAAAGAGGCAUACAAGAAGGGGUGUUGUACCCUCUACAGCAGUAUUCAGAGUCUAGGUUCCUAAAGUUAGGACACUAGCUUAGCUAGGAAUGACGCCAUGGAAUGGUGGGAGAAAAGUAGAUCUAGGAACGUGAGUAGUGAGGAGAGAUGUCGAGAAGAAAGGUGAAUUGAAAAG